ACAUUAAAAAUUCGAUUUUAAAUGAAAUUGAGAAGAAAUUCAACACUGCACAACUUCUCCGAAAGAAAUUGCAUCAUGAAAUAGGAAAACGCGUCAUCCAUGCUUUAUUAGGAUCUAAAAACAAAGAGCUUAAAUUUACAACAUUUAUGGAAUAUUUCAAUAAUUAUAAAGGAGCAAAUGAAGUACUAGAAAACAACGUAUUUGCAUAUCAUCCGGAAAAUAAUGUUGUUACAUUUCAGUCCCAAUCGGUAGAAUCCUACAUUCGAGAAAACACCGACAUAUUCGUUAACCUAAUUGAUCUCACACCCCAAGAAGGGACAUCCUCCAAUCAAACGAACAAGUAA
This is a messenger RNA of Acaulospora colombiana, 344 nucleotides long. The record is from the annotation of a GenBank genome assembly. NCBI's taxonomy places the organism in Eukaryota, Fungi, Glomeromycota, Glomeromycetes, Diversisporales, Acaulosporaceae.